AUGGUCCGUAGCCUCAUCCUCCGCGUCCCCCUCAUCCGCUCCCUCCUCCCACGUGUCACCCAGCCCGUCCUCCCUCUCGCGGUCCGGCUCACCUCCCCCCAUCCAACCGCGUCGCUGACCAGGCCCCUCGCCCACCCAGGCACUCGAUUCUUCCAUCUCCCCUCCCCACGUCUUGCGUCCUCUACCCCCUCCCCGUCAGACCAGCACUCCCCCGGUCUCCCCCCAAAUGCCACCCUCUCGCAGCGUCUCAAACAUCUCAUAAAGGCCUACGGGUGGUACGCCCUCGGGGUCUAUAUCUUUUUGACCGCCCUCGACUUUACGGUCGCUUUUGCUGGCAUCAAUCUCAUCGGCGCUGAGCAUGUCUCUCGUGUCACCGCCGCAGUCAAGGACUACGCCGCCGGAUUCAUCCACUCGCGCCCCCCCGAGCCCGGGCGAGAAGAAAUAGACGAUAUUACCGCCCACCCAGGUGCUUCCGGACAAGGAGACCUCUAUACCAUGCUUGUCCUCGCCUACACCGUACACAAAACACUCUUCUUCCCCAUUCGGGUAGGCCUUACAGCCACGUUGACCCCCAGACUCGUCCGCUGGCUCACAGCCAGAGGUUGGACCGGUGGUGCUGGUGCGAAACGCGCCGCGAAGGAGGUCCGGGACAAAAUCAGAAGUAGUAGAGAUCAGGUGUAG
Fibroporia radiculosa is the source of this 681-nucleotide messenger RNA. RefSeq lists its product as uncharacterized. NCBI's taxonomy places the organism in Eukaryota, Fungi, Basidiomycota, Agaricomycetes, Polyporales, Fibroporiaceae. The transcript has a single exon. The coding region runs from base 1 to 681 and encodes 226 amino acids. Gene Ontology annotation, cellular component: mitochondrion. The record is from RefSeq and is a predicted model, not a curated record.